AUGGCAGGUGGAGAUAGUGGCAAGCAUUACAGAUCCAUCCGAGACUAUCUCCUCUUCCUUCUUAUUUCUUCUUCUCCCUCCAUCACCAUCACUGCUGUCUCGCUGACGGCGGUCCACUCAAAUGAAGCUAGACUCCGCAAGAUGGCAUUCGGUAUAGACUCAUUGUUAUCCAACUCUGCCAAACGAGUCACAGGCAUGUUUAGUGCAUUGGGUGUCAACCAUGUCUUGAAAGGCAAGGAGGCGUCGAAUAACCUGGGGCUUUGCACUUCGCCCAUUUCCCGGGAGAAAACCAAAACACAAUGUUGGUUAUCCUUCCGUGGAGUCAUCUGUGAUGAGGGCCACAAACUUGGAGAGUUCAAUUCAACGAACACUGAAUCGAGAUUUCAAACAUGUCGAACCAAGAAUGCCGUUGCAGUCAAGAAACUGUACAUGUCCAAGAAAUGGAUCGUCACCGCCACCCCGAUGAUUAAUCGAGUCCCGGCCUCCUCGGAUAUCUCAAUCUCUUCCGGAACCCCAGUGGAAAUCGGACCUCUUGAGAUUAAACAACACUCCGCACUCCAGUGCCGAGCCAAGUACCAGUACUGGCCGCUGUAUCUGUUUGACACCGAACUGUUCGCGUCGCUACUUAACAAGGGUCUCCUUGGGGGUGGAUCCCUCGCACAAGACACAAGAGACAAGAAACGAACGGAGAUCAGUUUCCAAUUGAAUGGCUUCUACCCUGAUUACGCGGAGAAAGUGUCAGCAGCCAACAAAGCGUGCCGGGAAAAGAAUCGUGACGAGCUAAAUGCGACGGAACGAGAAGUCCGCGCAGCAAAGAAAGUCACCAACGCCGCCAAUAGCGCUGGAGGUCAAGGGUCACUUGAUGGCUUCUUGCAUUCGAGCCAAGACAGCACUGGCAGGAAACAGAUUCAGACUCUGGAGGCUCCCACAUCGCACAGAGAGGCACUCACAGACAAGACUGCAAAGGACAAUCGUCUACGAAAUGCUCGGUGGAGACAGGCACCAGAUGGCCAUGACCACACAGAGAAGUACUCGGAAUGGAAGAGGAAUGACAAGGCAAAGCACUUCCUGUGGGGGAUGCAGCACAAAACGCACUUCCACAUCGCUGACCGGAUCGAGGCAGACAAUGCGAUCAGCUCAGAAGCCAAAAUAGACGAGGAUCUGGGUGACAUCCUUCCAGAAGGCUGUCCGGGGCACGAGGCACUGGACCCGGCCGACAAUGACCUCCAUUUUUGCAUGUGUCUCACCGAUCCUAGCUUCAGCAUUGUCUUUGAAGCCUCAAAGAGAAGGAAUAUGUUAAAACAACGGACUGAGUUAGUCCAAUAUAUGGAAGUCCACAUGAGGGAAGCUCGAAGGAUAGUCCGCCAGGCUAGCAAGGAGAUGACACCACGAUCUCAGAGACAAGACCUCAAGCAUACAUUCAGCAAAGCCAAUCCGCGGAGCUCAGAGGACGAGGCGUAUCUUGUGCAGUGCAAGGGUACAGCCAACUCCGAACUACCCCCACUGUCCGAGUGGGUUGAGGAACUGAUGACCUUUACCUUUUCCCCUGACCUCUCGAUCAUGAUGCUUACGAUUACUGCGAUCCCGCUCCGCGCUCCGCCAUCAUUGAUUUCCACCCAGAUCGUGGCAUCUACACCGCAUGACACUCUUUCAGACAUGGAUACCAAUGCCACUGGUCUUAAAGAUUGCAAGAUGUUCGAGGUUCGAGGUUCUCUCCUCUUUGCUACUAUCAAAGUGGAAGGGCAAAAACUCGUUGCCAAACAUCGAAGGGCAAAACUCGUUGCCAACCAUCGCAUGGGAACAGCAUUGAUGUGGUUGUUGUGGGUCCAAAUUACCUAA
Messenger RNA from Capronia epimyces CBS 606.96, 1839 nucleotides. RefSeq lists its product as uncharacterized. The record is from RefSeq and is a predicted model, not a curated record. The transcript is spliced from 9 exons. Bases 1 to 1839 code for a protein of 612 amino acids. NCBI's taxonomy places the organism in Eukaryota, Fungi, Ascomycota, Eurotiomycetes, Chaetothyriales, Herpotrichiellaceae.